CUCGCUCUCCUCUCUCGCUUCCGGCACAAAUAUGGCUGAUGAGUUGGAUGUUGUUGACAUCGAGGGAGAUGAAUGUGAUGAAAUCGUCGGCCGAGGAAAGAAAUCACAUGACCUGAGCAGUGCUGAGAUUCUCCAGGAUCAGUAUUUACAGUCCGCAUGGAGGACAAACAGCAGUGUACUGCCAUGGACUCUGGACAGCUCCAUCAGCGAUGAAAACAGACAGGUCAUCGAGAGCAUGCUGCUGGAAGAACAGUAUUAUUUUGCCAGUAAGAAAGCACCAAAGGUGGCCUGGACAAAUGAGAAGACUAAAGUCAAAAAGCCACUGGUAAAGAGUUCUGCAGCACAAACCCGUUGGGCGGAAGAGGAAAAAGAACUCUUUGAGAAAGGACUGGCUCAGUUUGGCCGCAGGUGGACCAAGAUUGCAAAACUAAUUGGCACUAGGACAGUUCUACAAGUGAAGAGCUAUGCUAAGCAGUACUUCAAAAAUAAGCCCAAAGCAGAACCAGCUGCUGAAGUGACCUCCGCUAAUGUGACUUCGGUCUCCUCGAUUCAACCUCACGUCUCGGCCUUGACUAAUGCUGUGCGCAUCGAGAGACUCUCUGACGAUGAGGAUGUCGAUAUUACAGAUGACUUCAGCGACAGCGAGUUACAGUCUAAAAAGCAGCCAGAACGCUCCGUUUCUCCAGACUGCAACCACCACGGAGAACUCAGGCCAAGUUUAUCAGAUGCACUGUUACACCUUCCAUCUGAAAGCACUGCUGCUGAUGGACAGGCUGAUCCAGAUUUCAGUGAAGACACAGAAAUCCAUCAUUCCGAAAUUGAUUCAGAAGCAGUUGAGGAAAGUGGGAAUCCUUUUAUUAAUUUAGACAGCCCAAGCAAACACAGCCUGACUGGAGAGGAGGAAACAGAAUUAGCAGAUAAGUGUGAAUCAGCUGAAUGUCUGGAGGAAGAAGUUGAAGACCAAGAGGAGGAUGAAGAGGAGGAGCUCAGAGCUCCCGAACAAGAGGUUGAAUUGGACUUGAACACAAUUACUGAAGAGGAAAAGCAAGCUAUCUCAGAAUUCUUUGAGGGACGCCCAUCCAAAACACCGGAGAGAUAUCUAAAAAUCCGCAACUACAUCCUGGACCAGUGGAGAAGAAGCAAACCCAAGUACCUGAACAAGACAUCAGUGCGUCCAGGCUUGAAGAACUGUGGUGAUGUGAACUGCAUCGGUCGCAUACACACCUACCUGGAGCUCAUUGGAGCAAUCAACUUCAACUGUGAUCAGGCGAUCUACAACCGUCCGCGGCUGGUUGAUCGCUCUCGCCUGAAGGAAAGCAAAGACAGUCUGGAGGCCUAUCAUCUUGCACAGAGACUGCAGUCAAUGAGGACGCGGAAACGUCGUAUUCGGGAUGUGUGGGGGAAUUGGUGUGACGCUAAAGAUCUGGAGGGUCAGACAUAUGAGCAUCUAAGCGCAGAAGAGCUGGCCAUCAGAAGAGAAGAAAUGAAGAAGAAAGGACCAAGACCAUCAAAACUCCCCAAACAAAGAGGCUCUUUUGAUCCAUUCCAGCUCAUUCCAUGCAAGACGUUUGGAGAGGAAAGACAGGAGCCGUACAGUGUGAUCGUUUGUGCCGAGGCUCUUAUUGUGAUGGACAUACAUGCUCAUGUGUCUAUGGGAGAGGUCAUUGGGCUUUUAGGGGGAACUUAUGAAGAGGAGGACAAGGUCUUAAAGAUCUGUUCAGCAGAGCCGUGUAAUAGUCUGAGCACAGGUCUGCAGUGUGAGAUGGACCCUGUCUCUCAGACUCAGGCUUCAGAGGUGCUCGGGGUUAAAGGUCUCAGUGUGGUUGGUUGGUAUCAUUCUCAUCCGGCAUUUGACCCAAACCCUUCUCUCAGAGACAUUGACACUCAGGCCAAAUACCAGAGUUAUUUCUCUCGAGGAGGUGCUCCGUUUAUCGGAAUGAUCGUCAGCCCUUAUAACCCCAGUAACUCCUCCCCUCAGUCUCAGUCCACCUGUCUGCUGGUCCAGGAGGAGCCCGGACCCUCAGGAUCUCACAAGUUUCCCUAUCAGUUCAACAUGCAGUGUUCAGCCGAGCCUCCUGAUUGGUCAGAAGUGAUGAGAAGAGCAGAAUGGGUGGUGUUCAAAUACAGGCUGUGUCAUGGGAGUGUACCAAUGGACAGGCUUUUUCGAAGAGAUUCUUCACUGACUUGCCUGGAGAAGAUGCUCUUAUCAAUCCGGACGGUUUUAGAGAGACUCUCAGAAGUGGACAUCGAGACUUUUCUGGUACAGCUAGAAAGCUUGUUCAACACACAUUUUCUCUCAGAGACCGGCUCUUCCUCUACUCAUCUGUAUGAAACUGCAACACAGCCUCAGUUACUGUCCUUCCUCUCCUCUGAGCCCAUCAGCAGCAGCGCUACAGAGGAGACGUCUGACGGCCACGAUGAACCAAAUACCACAGGACCUGACAAACUUGAGCAGAGCUGCGUUGAAGAAGAGCAUGACGAGACUGUUAUGCAGUCUACCAGUGCAGAAACUGUGUAAAUGAUAACAGCAAAGCUAACAAUUUGACCAGAAGAACGUAUCAAAAAGAAACCUGUAGAGAAGUAUGUAUCGCAUCGCACAAACUGUAUGAAACAAUUUUUAUAGGUUAAAUAUUAUUUAGUUUUCAUAAAAGUUGAUUUUAACCACAAAGGUGCAUUUUAAAGGUUUUAAAAUUUAAAUAUAAGUUCAACACUCAGUUUUGUAGACCCAUUUUGUAUUGCAGUUCGAUCACAAUUGUGCAAGGACGUUUUUAUGGAUUGAAUAUUGGAGUAAAGAAUUGACUUUUAUGACUGGUGAAAGGUUUUCAUGGUUCAUUUUAGUCACCUUUCAGCAUUCGCAGAUAAACACUUAUAGCUUUUUUGGAUAGUAACUAAUGGUGGGUAUUGGAACUUUUUUUAUUUAAUAUAGAUAACUACCAAAUAUACUUGUAAUUGGAUUAUAUUACUGUUUUAAAUAUGCUCAGUCAAAUGAGGUGCUUUUUUAAUGGGUUAUGUUAUUACAUCAAAUAAUUAUUCACAUUGAAUUUACUUGUUUUACCCUACUUGUUUUACAUCUAGAAAGCGUUGGCAGCGUUAUGUACUGUAAUUGAGGUUUAAAAAAACAUAUUAAUGUUCAAACAUGUUAUUAGGGGUUCAAUUUUUGUAACUAAACCCCAUUAUUUGAAGCCCUCCUGAGAUUUUAGGUCAAAGUUUCAAAUAAAUGAAUAAAAAGUAAUACAUAUGUGUAUAAAUAUGCUUCAAGAAGUUAUUAAUGAAAAUAUGUGCUCUCUCUUUAAUAAGUAGAUGAAUCCCACUCUAAUAAGUGUGAUCAACUUAAAAGGCAUCUGAUGAAAAUCAUCUUUAGUAAGCUGUUUGGACAGAACAGUGUGUAGGUAUAGUGUGUCCACAGUCAUAUUGGAGUGAUAUAAAGACAAUAAGUCUCUUUUUAAAAUUAAAAUAGGAUCCAAAUCAUUACCGUUCUGAGGUCCACCGCAAUGUGAUGUGGGAGUGCGGUUUCCCCGCCCACUGUAUUGAUUGACAGCGGCAUAUUAGCAUGUCUCUGUAGUAACAUAAUCAUAUCAACAAAACAGGGCAUGUGCGAAGCAACUGGCAUUAAAAGAUCAGUUAAGCUCUCUGUGAUCAUCAAUCAUCAUCAAAUGUGAUCAAGAAUGAGUUUUACAUAUUAAAAACAUUUUUAAAACGGU
Molecule: messenger RNA, 3701 nt
Organism: Danio rerio (zebrafish)
Lineage: Eukaryota; Metazoa; Chordata; Actinopteri; Cypriniformes; Danionidae
Source: RefSeq, a predicted model, not a curated record